This is a messenger RNA of Iphiclides podalirius (scarce swallowtail), 1914 nucleotides long. The record is from the annotation of a GenBank genome assembly. NCBI's taxonomy places the organism in Eukaryota, Metazoa, Arthropoda, Insecta, Lepidoptera, Papilionidae.
AUGACUAGCCAUAUCAACAUAGUGUUAACAAAGCUUUUACUGGUGCUGUUUGCGUCAGGUGCUUGGAGCCGAUCGUGGGCCAAUCACCAUGACACUACAACUUCCACCACUCAGACCACACCUACCACCACCCAAGCACCAAAGAAUUUCCAUAAUGAUCCUCUCAUCGUCGAAACUAAAAGCGGCCUUGUAAAAGGUUACGCUAAAACUGUGAUGGGCCGAGAAGUGCACAUAUUCACUGGUAUUCCAUUCGCGAAGCCCCCUCUGGGUCCAUUGAGAUUCCGUAAACCUGUUCCAAUCGACCCGUGGCAUGGGGUCCUUGAAGCGACAUCUAUGCCGAACAGCUGUUAUCAAGAGAGAUACGAAUAUUUCCCCGGAUUUGAGGGCGAAGAAAUGUGGAAUCCAAAUACUAAUAUAUCGGAAGACUGUUUAUACCUAAAUAUAUGGGUUCCGCAGCAUUUACGUGUCCGACAUCAUCAAGAUAAACCCUUAACUGAACGGCCCAAAGUGCCUAUACUCGUGUGGAUUUACGGCGGCGGUUAUAUGAGUGGCACGGCUACACUUGACCUCUACAAGGCGGAUAUAAUGGCUUCUUCUAGCGACGUCAUAGUAGCUUCUAUGCAAUAUAGGGUCGGCGCGUUUGGAUUUUUAUAUUUGAAUAAGUUUUUCUCGCCUGGGAGCGAGGAAGCACCGGGAAAUAUGGGUUUGUGGGAUCAACAAUUGGCUAUACGUUGGAUCAAGGAUAAUGCCCGUGCUUUUGGUGGUGAUCCUGAGUUGAUUACGUUAUUUGGUGAGUCGGCGGGUGGAGGCAGCGUAAGUCUGCACAUGCUAUCACCGGAAAUGAAAGGAUUAUUCAAAAGAGGCAUACUUCAAUCUGGAACAUUAAAUGCACCGUGGAGCUGGAUGACGGGGGAAAGAGCACAGGAUAUUGGUAAAGUUUUAGUCGACGAUUGCAAUUGCAACAGUAGUCUGCUAUCAGCUGAUCCCAGUCUUGUAAUGGAUUGUAUGCGCGGCGUUGACGCGAAAACGAUAUCCGUACAACAAUGGAACUCUUACACGGGCAUAUUAGGGUUCCCGUCGGCGCCAACCGUUGACGGUGUAUUCCUUCCCAAAGACCCAGAUACAAUGAUGAAGGAGGGGAAUUUUCAUAACAAUGAAGUUCUACUCGGCAGUAAUCAAGAUGAAGGUACAUAUUUCUUACUCUAUGAUUUCUUGGAUUACUUCGAAAAAGACGGGCCAAGUUUUCUCCAACGAGAAAAGUUUCUAGAGAUUGUCGAUACAAUUUUCAAGGAAUUCUCGAAAAUUAAGAGAGAAGCUAUCGUAUUCCAAUACACGGACUGGGAAGAAAUCACCGAUGGAUAUUUGAACCAGAAGAUGAUAGCGGACGUAGUGGGUGAUUAUUUCUUUGUAUGCCCCACUAAUUAUUUCGCCGAAGUGCUAGCGGACGCUGGGGUCGAAGUUUAUUACUAUUAUUUUACACAUCGGACCAGCACCAGCCUGUGGGGUGAAUGGAUGGGGGUUAUGCAUGGAGACGAGAUGGAGUAUGUUUUCGGCCACCCUCUGAACAUGUCCUUGCAGUAUCACACUCGCGAACGGGACCUAGCCACUCACAUCAUGCAGUCUUUCACCAGAUUUGCUUUGACCGGGAAGCCUCACAAGCCCGAUGAGAAGUGGCCUUUGUACUCUCGUACGUCACCUCACUACUACACGUACACGGCAGACGGCCCCAGUGGCCCAGCCGGACCCAGGGGGCCACGUGCGUCCGCCUGCGCCUUUUGGAACGACUUCUUGAAUAAGCUCAACGAACUGGAGCGCGUGCCUUGCGAUGGGGCAGUGACAGGUCCCUACAGCAGCGUAGCAGGGACGAGCCUGCCCAUAGUCCUUCUUACAACGUUAGCCACAACCGCCGCUUUG